Rubroshorea leprosula is the source of this 1484-nucleotide messenger RNA. The record is from the annotation of a GenBank genome assembly. Lineage: Eukaryota; Viridiplantae; Streptophyta; Magnoliopsida; Malvales; Dipterocarpaceae.
CCGCCGCUGCUUCAUGUAGCGACACGGCGGCAGUUCAAGCCACAAACGACGACGCCACCGCCAAUGAAAAUGUCCGUAUCUUGAUUUGAGGCAAAAACGGCGAGACAAUUCUGCUUACGUUGAUUAAACUUGAAGAAUAUGAACUUAAUUGAGCAUUUGCUUCAGUGUGUUAAGAAGAAGCUUUACGGAUCUUGAGAGAAGACUUACGGUUCUUUGGAACCAGGCUAUAGAGAUCUUGAUCUUUCCAUAUUUAUCAUUAAUUAUUGUUUGUGCAACAUAAACGAUGCUGUUGUGGUUUUAGUGAGAUAUUAACAGUAGGCUUUCUUUCUUGGAAGGUCCUGUGUUAAAAAGAGAUACAUGAAAUAUGAAUAUAUCCAUUUAUUUGUUAGAAAACCUGUGAAGAGAUCUCCAAUAACCAACAGUGGAAGAAGUAGAUAUUAUCUCUUGGAGCUGAAUCUGAUACACCAUAUUUUCAGUAGUAACUAGUAAAAUGGCCUCCCUGAUUGAAUCAUGCAGUCAAUUGAGAGACAAAGUUGGUACAACAGCCCAAAGCAGGGUACUACUUGUCAUUGGCUCAUUGCCAUGCCUCCCUCAUGUUUCACAUACAUGAUAGCUAGCUUCUCUUCUUAAGUCUCUGUAUGUUGUUUUCCUUUACUGGGGCUGGCAAACGAUACAAUUGACAUGAUUUUGUUUACUCCAAGGUACAUUACAUAGGCCUUAAGCAUUUAUGAUGCAAUGUAAAACACAAUGCGGGAAGGUAGACUUUCAACAACUUUUCUGUAAAUAAUUAUCAUAUUUGGUUUGUGUUUGUUUCUUUUUGUCAAUAUGUGUAGACUUUUUUCUUGAUUGGGGAUCAUUUUUUUAUUAUUAGGAGAUAUCUUGAGGUCAUGGUGGCAUGUUUUUACAAUGUCACCAUGAAAAUUGUAAUUGCUCCAUGCUCAUCUGUGUAAUGAACUUUUGAAGAAGUACUGGUGUUGCAUCUUCUAUUUCAAAGUCUAUUUCUGCUAAUUUUGGUGCCUAUUUUUCAGAGAACAAGGAAGUUCUCAGUGAUCUUUAAGAGCUACUACCAGCUGAUUUGUGCAACAUACAGAAAUUGGAUGCUGUCCUAUGUUUGGCUAACAUUGAUCCCACUUAUUGGUCAAUUCUUCCUUUUCCAAUAUUCAGGUGAAUUUUUGUUGGUGGUUUAUUUCAUAUUCUUUUAGAGGUUUAAUUAAAUCACCAUUUCCUUUUCUCUGUCCAAUUUUCCAUAUUUCAAAGAGGGAAACCCACUCCAGCAAAGCUGCACUUUGUUUGGUAUUUUAUGUUUUCCAGAUUCUCUAUGCUUUUACUCUGCAUUUUCUUAGUGGAUCCAGUUAUUUCCUUCCACACGAAAAUGAUGAAGCUUCCUUCUAAAUUCUGAUAUUGGAAUCAGCCUGCCUACAUUUACAAUUUCUUUGUGAGGGUUACUAUGUUCAGCAAUUUUUUUCCCCGUUCUGUUAAAUAUU